This is a messenger RNA of Monodelphis domestica (gray short-tailed opossum), 7123 nucleotides long. It is a transcript of the gene RSBN1, whose product is annotated as round spermatid basic protein 1. Lineage: Eukaryota; Metazoa; Chordata; Mammalia; Didelphimorphia; Didelphidae. Gene Ontology annotation, cellular component: nucleus. The record is from RefSeq and is a predicted model, not a curated record.
GGGGGAGGGUAGGGGCGGGGAGCAUUGCUCUGAAAACUACUUCUUCCAGGAGGAAACGCGCUAUUCCGAAGGCUUUACAAUGGAAACUUGGCUUAGGCAUCCAACUGAGAUAGAGUGGGAACUACCGCUUCCGUCAAGCACUAUCCGUGUCGAAGGGAAGCUGGGAGGAGGAGGGUGCAGGAGGAACUUCAAAGCCCAGCGGGCUUUGCGCGGACAACGCCUGCGCGAUGAGAGGACGGGGGGGCGGUCGGGCCAUUUAAAUGUGUGUGUGGGUGAAAUGGCUGCGCAGGUCGGAGCGGUGCGCGUAGUGCGGGCGGUGGCGGCGCCCGAGGAGCCGGACAAAGGGGGGAAGGAGAAGCCCCGGCCCGGGGCCUCGCCCCGAGGGACCAAGCGGCAGCGCCGGGCGAGCAGCGGGGGGCCCCGGGAGAAGCGGGGGCGGCCGAAUCAGGACCCCCCUCCCGCUCCUCCUUACCGGCGGCGUCGCAGCCGCCAACAGCCGGGGCCGCCGCCGCCGCCUCCUGCUGCAGCCUCCACCGUCCCGAGUCCCUCGGAGCCACUGCUGCUGACGCCGCCACCACCUCCUUCACUGGCCCCCGCGGGGCCCCCGUUGGCCGCCCCGCUGGCGGCCUCGGCGCUCUUCACCUUUUCGCCGCUGACGGUGAGCGCGGUCGGGCCCAAGCACAAGGGCCACAAGGAGCGCGAGAGGCACCGGCACCACCACCACCACGGCAGCGACCCCGGCUCGUCGGGUGUCGCCGGCCCAAAGCACAAGGGCAAGCGGGAAAACGGUGACCAGAGUGGUGGGUUGUCUUCGGCCAAGGCUCCCAAGAGAGAAACACCAGAUGAAAAUGGCAAAACCCAGAGGGCUGAUGACUUUGUCAUGAAGAAAAUAAAGAAGAAAAAGAAAAAGAAACAUCGAGAAGAUAUGCGUGGGAGACGCCUUAAAAUGUACAACAAAGAAGUACAGACUGUCUGUGCUGGCCUGACCCGAAUUAACAAGGAGAUUCUGACCCAAGGACAGGUGAAUAACAGUUCAGGAGUUAACAAGGAAUCCUUCAGGUAUCUGAAAGAUGAGCAGUUGUGCCGACUGAAUUUGGGCAUGCAAGAAUACCGGGUACCCCAGGGAGUCCAAACACCAUUUAUGACUCAUCAGGAGCAUUCUAUUCGUAGCAACUUCUUAAAAACAGGCACUAAAUUUAGUAACUUUAUUCACGAGGAGCACCAGUCCAAUGGUGGUGCUCUAGUUCUUCAUGCCUACAUGGAUGAACUCUCAUUUUUGUCUCCAAUGGAGAUGGAGAGGUUUUCUGAAGAGUUCCUUACUCUGACAUUCAGUGAAAAUGAAAAAAAUGCAGCUUACUAUGCCUUAGCAAUAGUGCAUGGGGCAGCUGCUUAUCUGCCUGACUUCUUGGACUAUUUUGCUUUUAAUUUUCCCAACACUCCAGUGAAAAUGGAAAUUCUGGGCAAGAAAGAUAUUGAAACAACAACUAUUUCAAACUUUCAUACUCAGGUCAACAGGACAUACUGCUGUGGAACCUACCGAGCAGGUCCUAUGCGGCAGAUAAGUCUUGUGGGAGCAGUAGAUGAAGAAGUUGGUGAUUAUUUUCCAGAAUUCCUUGAUAUGUUAGAAGAAUCACCAUUUCUGAAAAUGACUUUGCCCUGGGGUACACUCUCCAGUCUCCGACUCCAGUGUAGGUCCCAGAGUGAUGAUGGACCUAUAAUGUGGGUGAGACCAGGAGAACAGAUGAUCCCUACAGCAGAUAUGCCAAAGUCACCCUUCAAAAGACGCCGAUCAAUGAAUGAAAUUAAAAACCUCCAGUACCUACCUCGGACCAGUGAGCCCCGAGAGGUUCUCUUUGAAGACAGAACGAGAGCCCAUGCUGAUCAUGUAGGUCAGGGGUUUGACUGGCAGAGUACGGCUGCUGUUGGGGUUUUGAAAGCUGUACAGUUUAGUGAAUGGAGUAACCAACCUCGAAUAACCAAAGAUGUGAUUUGUUUUCAUGCUGAGGACUUUACUGAUGUUGUGCAGAGACUUCAGUUAGACCUCCAUGAACCUCCAGUGUCACAGUGUGUUCAGUGGGUGGAUGAAGCUAAACUAAACCAAAUGAGGCGAGAAGGCAUUCGUUAUGCCAGAAUCCAGCUGUGUGAUAAUGAUAUCUACUUCAUCCCAAGAAAUGUCAUUCACCAAUUUAAAACCGUGUCUGCAGUAUGCAGUUUAGCCUGGCACAUAAGGCUUAAGCAGUACCACCCUGUUGUGGAAGGCCCUCAGAAUGCAGAAAAUAAUGCCAACAUAGAUUUUGGUAUCACUGCAAAGUCAGAAUCGGAAGCCAACUCUCAGUGUGUGAGUUUAAAAACGGAGUCAGAAGGAACAAAUGCAGAGACACAGCUUUUGACAACUGCAUCUUCAUCUUUCUCAACUUCGUCAGGACUUGUACAGCAAGAUCAAGGGGUUCAGCUCCUUCCAGCUGUAAAGUUGGAACCCAGCCUGGAAUCUGACCAACCACACGAUCCACAGGAUCAUCCAAGUAUUCCUGUGUGACAUGUACAUAUUCAAACACAUUUUUUUAACUUUUUUAAAUUUUGAUGUGAAGUUAUAGUUUUAUAACUGGCUUAAGUUAAGUUUUAUUGGAGAAAUCUUGCCUAUAAUUCUAUAAAGAGAAAUGACAUUCCAAAAAUGUCAAGCAUAUCUUUUUUACACAGAUUAUGCAAAGUUAAGAGUUGUAUCUUAUCCCGUUAGUACAGUAUGUAAUAGUGGGUCUGCUGCUACUUUCUGUUUUAAGGUGUGAGGUAACAAUUCAGUUGCUUUUCAAAUCAAAAUAGGAACUCCCUGGAGUUAAUAGAUUCGUAUUUGAUAAAUUGAUCACUCCCUUGUUUUGUCUUGUCUCUUGCCAUAUUUGCUUCUUUUAUAUAAGAUAAAACCUAUAGCUUAGUGCCUGUGUGCUUUAUUGCACAGGUACAAUUUCUGCAGUAAAGAUGGCAUUGGCUGUAGGACAAUGUUCCUGCAUCCUCUCUCCUGGCAAGUGUGGCAUUUAGUUCCAACUACAAAGAAUAAGUGACUUCUGUGGAUGAUUAGGUGACUCUCCAAUUUCUUAGUGAAAGAGAAAGCACAGCACUUUUAAUGAUCACAAUGUCUUCUUUGUAUCUGUUCUUGAAAGCCCAUAGGAGAACUUAAGUAACUCUACAAACAAGUAGUCCCUAGUCAUUAUCUUUGGCUCAUUAACCAAGUGUUCAAGAUCAACUCUAGAAGAUGUUCUAGUUAAAAAUGCAGAGUUGCUAUGAUAACUGGGAUGCUCUGCCCAACACCUUCAACUUUGGUGUUGAUACUUGCUUCCUAAACUCAUCAGUAGUCUCAACUGGAAAUUGUUCUCCAUUCUACUGAUGAGGCUGCCAUAUUUCGAGCAUCAACUUUGGGUAAGACUCUGACUUGUCAGCUGGCUUCAAUCUCUUCAUGAUAAAAAUCUAGUAUUACUAAUGCACUUAAACUCACAGUUGUAACUGGUGCAUACCUGAGUUUAUUCACUGUAAUUGUGUUGCUAUUUCCUAGUAAGGAAUAGUUGCACUAGACUUUUCACCCUAGAGUUUCAGGUAGCCUGAUGCGAUAGUGCCUGGAUGCUUUUAUUUUUAUUUUCAAAACGGGCACAGUUCAUCUAGUUAAUGUAGUCUGAACAUUUUGUUAUUUAAGAAUGUUAAUGUGAUGUGCAUCUCACUCAUUCUCUUAGUUCUUAAUAAUGCCAAUAGACCUUCUGUUUAUUAGAAGAAAGAGUCUCCCCCACCUAAGACCAGACUGGCAUAUCAACUUAGUUAUGGUGCAAUUUGGAGUUUGGUUCUUUUCCUUUCUGGAAUAGGUGAGAUUUGGAAAACUUAUGUUAACAUAGGCAAAAAAAAGAUGCAGCUUCAUUAUGUCUGUCACCAUGGAAACUCAGCUGUAUCUUUUGAAAUAUCAAUUAUGAAUUUUCUCUAAAAGUUUCUGAAAUAGGUUAAAUCUGUUAUAUAAAUAUUACUUUGUGCAAUAUUGUUGUGUAGUUAUAUGCAUAUUAGCACAGUAUAGGGGUCACUGUUUAAACUGAUAGAAAAGUAACCAUCAGAAAAUUCUGCAGUGAUUAGUUAGAAUCUGUAUUAUUCCUUAUAUAUAUAUGUAUAUGUAUGUAUUCUUUGUUACAAAGAAUGAAGACAAAUAGAGAAACAUUUCAAUUUAAACCAUUUACAAAUUGGAAGUGAUGGUGAAUGUUUAGUAAUCUGUGUAAAUAAGGUGUUAGAAUGGAAAGCUUUUAUGAAAGGUAAUGUGAUUCAUGCAGGGGUGUUUUUAAAUCUUGGGUAAAAAUUCUAGGGUAAAAAUUCUAGUUCAUCAAGGCUAGUUUAGAGAUCUGCCCUGAGUUUUUGGCUUUUGUUACCUUCUUCUUCUUUUUCGUCUUCUUCUUCUUUGUCUUCUUCUUCUUCUUUUUCUUCUUCUUCUGCUGCUGCUACUUCUGCUUCUUCUGCUUCUUCCUCUGCUUCUACUUCUUCUACUUUUUUUUUUGUCCAGAAGAAUUUCAUAGAGCUUUACCAGGCUGUGCAAAGUAAAAUUCUUCUCAGGCAACAUUUUGCUUCAGUGCAGUUUUGAUAUUUAUAAGAAUCAUGAAGAGCAAGGUUAUUAACAGGAAUAUUGUUUUUUCAAUUCCUCUUCAUUCACUUUUGUCUUCCAAGAUCCCAUUUCCCCCAAUCUCCUACUUGCCAUCCAGCAGAUGCCAUUUGUCAUCCAAGCUGGUCAUUGCUAACAAACAAGGAGACUGUCUCCUGAUAGCCAGCACUGUGUAUAAUUACUCAGGAACCAGCAAAUCUGCAAAGACUUUAUAAUCGAAAGCAAAACUCCAUUUUUAUCUUUUAAGGCAUUUUACCCUCACCUCCAAUAUAAACAUUUAAAAAGGUAUGAACCUUUUAGAUCAUGUAGUAAUAAAUUCAUUGUAUUUUAGAAUUGCAGUAGAAUGGAAAGGGGAAAACCAUUUAGCUUGUAAUAUGUAUCUGGAAACUCCUGAAUGUCCUACGUGAGUAUUAGAUUUUAAUAGCAUGAUUUUAAGACUGAUGAAUAUAAAAGCAGGCAAGCUUGAGUUUCAUACUGCUUUCAAAGCUAUAUCCUAGGUUAGUGAAAUAAACAAUUGAAACUUUUCUAAGCAAUUAAAUUAUUUGGUUUGGUGGGUUGAGGCAUGGACCAAUUCCAUGUCUUUUGAUUUGUAAGAUAGUGAUGGCAAUUUUGAACUUUUAAGUGGAAUUAAGCUGAUCUUCCUCUUAUGUAUAAAUCCAUUGUGCCAACUCUUUUAGAGAUUAUAUCUCUUGCAGAGUGUGUGGCUGUAAAGCGUAAAAUUUUUUGGAGCAGAGGGAUGGUAGAAAUGUCCUUGUGUAAAGGGCCUAAUAAAUGAGUAUUCUUAACCCUACUGACUAUAUGGCACCAACAAUGGUGUCAACCAGAGUGAUGGUUGUUAUGUGAUAUCCAUUUAAUAAACAACAAAAACAAGGUAAUAGACAGAGAAACCAAAAAAUGCAAACUCAUUAAACCUUCUCUUCCCUUUCCUUACCAAUUUUAUAAUCAUAAGUAAUAUACUAGGAGUGAAAGUGCAACUUACACAAGUACAGUUUAAAGAGUAACUUCAUAUAGUUAAUGGGGAAACUAGGUAAGGGGAAGCUUAAAUGUUUAUGAAAUCUCCAUGACCAUUACUAUUUACAACUUUUUUUUAAAAAGGAUAUUAGUGAUUAUUCAAUUGUAGAAGUUGUAUGGAUUAUCAUUGUGGGUGUGUAUGUGUGUGGGUGUGUGUGAGAGAGUUUUGUAUUGAAAGAGGUAUCCCAAGUAACCGAUAUAAUAUACUUCCAUUUUUAAGUUAACUGUGAAUUUGAGGGUGCUUAUCUAAAUCCUUAAUUCAGUUCAAAUGCCCCUGAAUUUGUUUUACUUAAUUGAAAUGUGGUCUUCCUCCAGUUAGAGACAAAGUGAUGUCAUCUGAGGAAUAUUGCACACAGGAAAAACUAGCCCUAUUUUAUUUUAGGGAGUAUAGUUUACUUUAGGGAAGAAGUAAUUUUAAUCAAUAUUGUUAGGCUUACAAUCCAAAUUUAGUAGUGGUUGGAGAAAUUUUUCCUUAUUAGAUCCUUUUCUAUCCUUCUGGAUUUUCUUUCCCUCUAGAACCGAAUAUUUUAUAACUUGUGGGCUACCAUGUGUUAGGACAGGACCCAAAACUCUGCAAACACUUGGUGAAUGCAUUCUUGACAGUAACAACAGUGGACUUGAAAUUUUCUUCCACUUUAGGCCACUGAAAAAAGUCUGUUUGCAUUUUCACCUGUAGAAGAAUCUAGUACAUGUCUCUCCAAUAAGUUAUUGUGUUAAUGCCACAAGGAUUUUUAAAAAAUAGUAAACAAAAAAACUUAAAUCUUCACUGGCACAUACCACUAAUUUCAAGUUCACAUUUGUGCUGAAUUUUAUUUUUAUAAACACAGAUUGCAGCCAUAAUGGUCCUGUAGUUGGUAGAGGAAAGGCAUGAGAUAAAAUGUUUUUCUUCCACACCAACAGGACCUUUUAUUAUCCUGAAAGUUCAUGUUGCAGAUUAAAAUUUACAUUGCUUUAAGAGCAAGUAUCUCUCCAUAAAUAUUAUGGCCUUCCAUAUUGUUCAUAGACUUUUUAGAAUCCACUUGUGCAUGUAAUUGGGGAGAAUACCUCCUCUUAAUAUAGCACUUUUCAAUUCUCUCUAAAGAAAUACUUUAGUACUACUUCUAUCACAUGUUGUAAAGUUUCGUGUAAUAGUGUUUUCUGUGACUAAAACUCCAUUUUGAUUGGCAGCUAAGACUUUUUUUCUGUGGCUUUAAUUUAUCUGAGGUCUUUGCAUAUAGAUGAAAUUAUAAUUUGCCUGGAGAACUGUUUGCAUUGUACGGCCUUAGUAAGUUUAUUGACAUUAACAAGUGUUUUAAAGAGGUUUUUAAUGAAUAGUCUAAACCUAAAUCUAUGUGAAUAAUAAUCCUUUAACAGUGCAUUUCUUUUUGUAGCUGACUGUCUAAGCGUGUUAAAUCGUUUAAGCUAUUUCUUUGUAAAAUAGUACAAUGGAAUGCAUAGAGGUUUUUUUCCUGUAAAGUAUUUUUUUAAUAAACAAAGUCUGAUUUGUCCUUUAAUAAA